UUCGCGUGCCGCGGCAACUUUGGACGACUUGUGGAGUUGUCGUCUACUUUGUUUGCUUUCCGUGCUAACAUGUGCGGUUUUGAUCUUUGGUGAUAAAUAUUUUACUCCUAGUACGCAACCCUUAAAAAAUAUGUGAUUGUGUGUUGCCUUUUGCUUCAUUAACUAGCUUGACUCGCGCAGGUCCACGCUUCCAUGUUUCAUGCUUACAUGUCGGCUGACAGGCGCUAAUAGCGGGAAUAAGCAUCACGCUGGUUCAUUUCAUAAAGGGAUUCUAGGAUAUCGGUCAGCGUUUUUGAUCACAUGUGAUAUGACAAAUUAGCACUUGUUGUGGAUGAAGACUCGCGCAUCGUCCGCAGAUAUGAGCCACGACCAAGUUCUAAACCAACCAAGGUUUCACAUGUACGACGACGAUGACGAUCACCAGUCUCUGUUUGAGGCGUUUGUGUCGCACACAGCUAAAGAUUUGGGCCCGAUAGAUGAGGACUGGUUUUCCAACGAAAGAGCUUCCCAAUUCUCCGAGUGCAGUGAGUUUAGGAGCAGCGGCAGUAGCACUCCGGUCGCAUCUCCGUGCUUGUCCCGCGACAAAGCUGAGACGCCAGGUUCUCCCGCAAAUACUCCAGCGUCCAGCUGCCGACGUAAUGCCAGCUUCCUCGAGUGGACUCCCCUUUCGCCUUCGCCAGUUGUGUCAAAUGUGUUCAAAACCCCAAAAGUGCCGAAAUCACUUCCACAAAGUCUUGCGGUAAACAAAACCACACCUAGCCCACUCUGGUCACCAUCUUUGGAGACGCCGCCCCAUGGAACUGCUCGGAGCAAAAAGGACGUGAAAGCAUUUGCUCCAAGGAACUUGUUUCAUCUGUCAACUAAAAGCCAGCAAAGUCUGUCAUCGGAAAGCGAAGAUGAUUUCAAAGAUGUUCUAUCUGACAAAGAAGAGAACUGUGACUCCGUGCCUGGUGGCCCCAAGAAAGAGGUGCCCGUACACAAGUCAGAGACACAUAAUGAUAGCCAUUUUAAUUCUGAGGGCAUGCACAAAAAGCAAGUUGAAGGUUCUUGUGAUGCCUUACUGUUGGGCUCACAAAACUACUCAACAUGUACAGACCACAACCUUGUGAAAGUGGCUCCCAUAAGGUACCCCUCUUAUAGGGCAUCACGCUCAUCAUAUGUUGAUGCCGAAAUAGGAAAAAAUGGAGACUGUCUAAUUCCAAACGUUGAUAUAGAUUGUCAGGCACAUCAUUUGACAAUAACUAGGACUUGUCAUAGUCAUGUACAUGACAUGACUGUCAUCACACCCCCAGUUCCCUUCCCGUGUCGUCCAAAGGAGUGCUUAAAGCUUGUUUUAAAGCAAGAGAACACGACAACUGCUCCAUUAGUAUUUUUGCCAUCUGCUGCAACAAGUCUUAAUGCUACAUCUGAGACUCACUCCAGCUCACAUGGCGAAUUUUUCAGUAGCACUUCAAAGGAAUUCUCAUUUUCUGAAGACAAGAGUGAUGGUGUCUUUGGACGAACCGACCUUUCACUCACCCAGAUGUUUGAAGUGGCCGAAAGCACAAUUGCUUGUAUAGAGGCAGCUGAUAUUGGCUUCACUCAGUGUACUACAUCAGGUAGUGAAGCUCUGUCAGACAAUGGCCCUGGCAGCACUACAAACGAAGUCGAAUCAAAGAGGUAUAAAGGCGAAGUCAAGAAAACACCAGGCACUCAGCUACUACCAUUACAUUCUAGAAUCACUCAUGGCAGCAGACCAGCAUUAUCAACAAAAAAAGUUGAAAUUUUUGACCAUCUGGACGUAGAUGGCAAACCGCUCGCCACUGUUGGAGACAGUACCGUAUCAACUAGCUUCAAGACUGGAUCUGGGAAACCAGUUGUAGUACUAGAAUCCUCACUCAGUUCUGCAAAAGGAAUGCUUUCAGUGACUGAUGAAGCAGUCAACAACAAUAGAGAGAGCCUGCUUGCACCAGCAGAUUUGGGCCAAAUGAGAGCCACAACAGCUCAGCUUUAUUGUGAAGCUAGAUCCAAAGCACCAAGCACAGAAUUACUAAAAAAUCCUGUGUCAACACUGCUUGCCAGUGGUCAUGGAAAGACAGUGAAGGACUUGGAUCUUUUAUUAGCAAAGCCAAAAUCUCAACCUGGCCUACUCACAUCAGGCUUUGUGACUGCUGGAGGGAAGCCUGUGUAUGUGCAGGAGGAAGCACUCAGCCGCGCUCAUCACUUCCUCUCAGAUGUUCCUUGUACUUUGGUCCAAGCAGUGACGCAAAGUAACAAUGCACCAACGUUCAUCACAACUGGCACUGGAAAGGCAGUAACUGUCACUGCUGAUGCACUGACAAAUUCAAAAGAACAGCGCAGCUUGUUAAGGUCAGGAUUUAUGACAGCUGGAGGCAAGGCUGUCUACGUGCAAGAAGAUGGCAUCAACCGUGCACGCCAGAUUUUUUCUGAAUCUAUUUGUAAUGUACCUGCUGAAGAAUUGGUAAGAAAUUCCAUGUCUACACUGCCAACUGGUAGCGACAAAAUGGCAGUGAAGCACAUGGGUGACCCUCUAGGGAGCCCAAAAGCUCAGCCUGGCACAGUGAUAUCAGGAUUUGUGAAUGCCGGUGGCAAGCCUGUGUAUGUUCAGGAGGAAGCACUCAGCCAUGCUCAUCAGCUUAGCUCUCAAAGUCCUGCAGAUUCACCCAAAGGAGAACAUCAGAAUGACACAAUGCCUACAUUCUUCACAACUGGCACGGGGAAAGCGGUGACUGUAUCAGUUGACUCGCUGACAAACUCAAAAGAACAGCAUGGCUCAUUUAAAUCAAGUUUUACGACAGCAGGAGGCAAGGCUGUCUACAUACAAGAAGAAGGCCUGAGUUACGCUCGCCAACUUCUCUCUGAAAACAGUUGUGAGGCACCUGGUGAAGAAUCACAACAAAAUUCUCUGUCUACGCUGCUACAUGGUGGUGAUGGAAAGGUGGCAAAGGAUUGGCCUAAUUCGACAACAAAGCCAGAAGCUCAACCUGGCAAGCUUACAUCAGGAUUUGUAACUGCUGGAGGAAAACCUGUAUAUGUGCAGGAAGAAGCACUCAGCCAUGCUCAUCAGUUUCUUUCUGAAGGUUCCACUGUGUCAUCUCGAGCUUUCCUGCAAGAUAGCACUGUGCCAAAAUUUUUCACAACUUGCACAGGAAAGGCACUGACUGUCUCAGCUGACUCACUGGCAAAGUCAGAAAAACAGCAUAGCUCGCUGACAUCAGGUUUCGCAACGGCAGGAGGUCAGCCUGUACUUGUUAAAGAAGAAGCCCUUAAUCAUGCUUGUCAACUUCUCUCUGAAGUUUCCACCAUCAUACCUGAGGAAAGCUUCCAGCAGAACACUGUCCCCACAUUUUUCACUACCAGUUCCGGAAAGAAAGUGCAGGUUUCGGCAGAGUCUCUGAAAACAGCAGAAAUGCUUCUUAAUGAAAAGAGGGACCCUCUGCAAACUGUCCCUACCGAGAAGAACUGUAAAGAAUACAACUUUCUCACAAGACCUGCCGACAUGGAAAAUUCCAGUCAUGUGCUCACCGGCUUCAAGACUGGAUUAGAGAAGGCAGUUUCUGUCUCAAAAAAGUCAUUGUUGAACGUUCGGAGCAUCCUCAGCAUUGAUGACACUGGCACUUCCUUUGGGAGUCUUCGUGGAUCUGAUAGUGCUGAUCAAGCUGUAUCAAAUGAAGGUGAAAGCAUCCAAAGGCUACCUCUGAGUAACAACAUGGUGUCAGAUGACACUAAGAAAGGGCAGAGAGCACUUGAGUCAAAGCAAGACGUGUUGAAUCAGGAGGCAAAGAAUUCUACUCCUACUGAUAAAGGUACCUCAUCUGCAAAUGUCAGGGCAUGUCGAUCAUUGUCAGAAAAAAGGACUCCAGCAUCUGGUCUAAGUAGAUUAGGGCAUGUCGGAACACCCAUGUUUUCUUCGAAGAUGAAAUCUGCAUCUAAGACGAGCUUCAUUACACCAUUCAAGGCGGUUGUUAUGGGCAAGGCACAGACUCCCGUGGCUGCGACUAGGGCUGUGUCUGGUCCACGAACUUUGUUCCAGGACAAGGCAAUUCGGCCCGGAAAACUUUGGAUCCUGCGGAGGGUUAUGAAGGCUGCUCGGCUCUCCCUCAGAGAUGCACUGCAGGGCCAGCACCCGAAGUUUUACUCUUUAGAUCAGUUGAAAAGCUACGGUGUGCUGGAGUCAACUACUGCUGUCAAUGCCCAAAAUGCAGCUGACUUCGUUUUCUACAUCUCUUCCUCGGAUAGCCUUCUGAUAUUGGGAGAUGGCGCCACAAUGCAGCUAGAGUCCACAGAGAUGCACUUGGGAAAGGAUGAAUUCAGCAGGGCCUUCUUCAGCAUGCCUGGUGUGGACACGGACCUGGUUGCUCCAGGAUGGCUGGAAAACCAUUACCGCUGGAUUGUGUGGAAGCUGGCAUCAAUGGAACUGCACUGUCCUCAGGUAUUCGGAGCAAGGUCACUGACACCAGACCAAGUCAUGCUUCAACUUAAAUACAGAUAUGACAUUGAGAUUGACAACAGCUGCCGGUCUGCGCUACGAAAAAUAUAUGAGAGAGAUGAUGUCCCAAGCAAGGCAUUGGUGCUGUGUGUGUCAGCUUUGGAGUACAAGGAAAAUGGUGCUGUGCAGUUGGAACUCACUGAUGGCUGGUACAGCAUACGUGCUGAGUUGGACGAACCUCUGUCGAGACUAGCUUCUACAGGACACCUCUUUGUUGGCCUCAAGCUUCUGACAUCAGGGGCUGAGCUUGUGGGCUCUGCUGAGGCCUGCGCCCCACUGGAGGCACCAAAAGAUGCUGCACUGAAGAUGAGCUACAAUUCAACAAGACGUGCACGCUGGGAUGUUCGGCUGGGUUACUUUGCUGCACCAAGGCCGUUUCGUGUCUCCCUCUCCUCCCUGCACCCCAAAGGCGGCCUCGUUGGAAGAGUAGACUGCCUGGUCAUCCGCGCCUAUCCUGUCAUGUACCUGGAAAUGCUGCCAAAUGGAAUGGGUGUAAUGAGACAUGAAAAGGAAGAACUGAUGGUUGCAGCCAAGCAUGACAAAGUGCGAGCUGCUUUCAUUGAAAAAUUGACUGCUGAAGUUUUGUCUCAGGUGGAGAAAUCAGACACGGAGGAACUACAGCUGUCUGGCAUCCGGAUGUCGUAUUCAGUAAAACAAAUUCAAGGACUGAACUCAGGAAGAGAUAUAUGGAAAGCGAUGCGAAAUUCUUCAGACCCUUCAGAAAUUGAGCGACUCCUAAACGAAGAGCAACUUCGUCUACUGAGAAGCUUCCAGGAGGAACAACUGUGCCAUCGGCAAGCAACUAUUCAGCAAAAACUUGAAAGCGCCUUGCAGACAGCCACUGAUGAAAACAAGUGCCCCAAGGAGAGAGUCGUGAUACCUGUUCUGAAAGUGCUUCUUGGUGGCAUUCACGAGGCAGACUUACGGAAGAACAUCUGCUGCCUGAUGUGUGUAUGGAGGCCAACAGACGACACGCAAGAACUGCUGAAGCAAGGCAAAGCUCUUUCCAUCUACAACGUUAAUGUGACGUGUUCAAGGAAGGUACUGCCUGACAUCCAGAACAGCGCUGUGGAGUUGACAACAACAAAAAUGACGCAAUUCGAGCCAGUGGAAUGCCCCGAUCAUGUUCGCAUUUACUACAUGCGACAGGUGACCAGUUUCCCUGUGCUGCUCACGGAGAGUGGCUCACAAGGCCGAGCUGUUGACAUUGUUGGUUUUGUGCUUCGUGUCAGCCACCAGAAAGAAGGCACUGUGUUGACACUUGCAGACGCCAGGUUCAACUUCGUGCAGCUGGUUGUCGGGAGGAAAGCGUGGGCUGCAGAAGAGAGUGUUGAGAAAGGAGAGUUUCUCUCAGCAACAGAUGUCACUCUCAGGAUGGGUAAUGCAGACAGAAUCGCCACUGUGGAGACGACAGAGUUCUCGGUGUUGACAAGUUCACCUACAAGCAACACCCUCCAGCGUGCCCUUUCAGCUCUCAAGAGCUCUAUAGAGGAUCCAUCAAACUUUGCCACCACUGCUUUGGCCAGGCUGCAGGCUCCAUUGCGCAUCAGCAGUCCGAGCAUUGCACAGAGACCACAGUAUGCUCCUCAGCAAACUACAAAGCUAGCAUCACCUGCAACACCAAACACUGCACCUGUUAGGAUGCCUGGUGCUAUUUCAAGAACUCCCACUGAGCCAAGGCCAUCAGAUGGCACUGAUGGGCUUUUACUGCCAAAGAGGAAAAUUGAAGUGGAGCCAGGUUCACCUGCCGAGGCAUUAUCAAAGCAUGUUCGUUCGAAAAUAGCACUCCUGGAGCGUUACACAGCAUUGGCACCAAUAUCGCUCUUGGUUACUCCACCAUCUGCCAAGGCAAGAGUGCAUUUUCGCAGUGUCAGAGGCAGCCCCAAGAAUGAUCUACAGCAAGACAGCCCCCCAAUGGACUUUGACUAAGAGCAAGCUUCGUUAAAGUGCAUUUGUGGUGUUCCUUGUGGUUCGCGCACUGUGGUAACAGUUGUAUACAUGCGUUUGCUUGUGGAACAUCUCCAAAAUAGUUAAUGUAUUAGUUUUGCCACCACUGUGGUUAUCUUAUGUUAUUGUCUAAGUCAAGAAUAGUUUAUAAUUUCUCACAGAGCUUGGUACGCAUGCUACAGCAGUGACCGCCAAGCUUGAGAGACACUUCAAGAUUUAAUAGUGUUGUGUGUGUGUUUAUGUUGACUAUGUACAGAUUGUUGCAGUUUUUAGACAAAAACAUGCUCUUGCACUUGGAGCUAUGAAAAUUAUUUCUUGAAGCAAGAAUCGAAUAUUUGUUUCUAGCAAACCACCAACAACUCGAUUGCUUGCAAACAGCACAUUCCAGCUAGUUUUAACGACUGUGGUGCUCUGUCACCAAGUUAAUGCACCUAGACCUACAUAGAUAAGUAUAUAUAUAUAUAGUCAUAACAGCUCGCCUAUCAGGCUGUCUUACAGGUUGCUUUCCUGAAAAAGAAAGAUUUCUUUCUCCUCCACAGGAACUAUGUUGCCGAUUUUGUGUGAUAAUUAUAAUUGCAAUAUUAUGGACAAUUCUAUAUUAGGGCCAUUCUCAUGAGCUGGCUGCAAAGUGCAAAACUGAAAAGUACACUAUUUUAGUUGCACACCUCGUGCUGAAUUCCUCAAGUUGUUUUGCAGCAUUUGACUCAAGGGUAUACUCAUUUGGCCGACUAGGUGCAAGACCUGAUAUUUUAUUAAUUUAUUAAAAUUGCAGCUGCUGUAAUAUAACGACAUUGUUGCCACAUAUCAACCAUACAAACGUAUUCUCAUCUGUAGAGCAGGGGAAAAAAAGGUUCCAAUCAUGCAUAUCAAACCUCAGCACUUCAGCAGCUAGUAGGUUCAGCAUUUUUGCCACUCCAGUGGCCCACGAGUUCACUUAACCAAUAACAAGUCCGAAAGCGAGUGCAGUAAAAACACCAUGUGCCGCAUUUGAGAACACUUUACUGCAUUUGAAAGUCUAGCCUGCGCCUCCUCUUACUAGAGGCGCUGGUCUGGCGCACACAUCUGCGUCCACUUGAGUACUUGGAACUGCUCUGCUGA
This is a messenger RNA of Dermacentor andersoni, 7534 nucleotides long. RefSeq lists its product as uncharacterized. The record is from RefSeq and is a predicted model, not a curated record. Gene Ontology annotation, biological process: regulation of DNA-templated transcription; double-strand break repair via homologous recombination. Gene Ontology annotation, cellular component: nucleus. Lineage: Eukaryota; Metazoa; Arthropoda; Arachnida; Ixodida; Ixodidae.